Molecule: messenger RNA, 261 nt
Organism: Dictyostelium discoideum AX4
Lineage: Eukaryota; Evosea; Eumycetozoa; Dictyosteliales; Dictyosteliaceae
Exons: 2
Coding region: 1-261 (86 amino acids)
Source: RefSeq, a predicted model, not a curated record
AUGACAACUAAUACUCGAAAUGUACCAUUGAAAAGAGCUAUCGCUAUUGUAUUUGAAAAUCGUGAAACCACUGGCGAUGAUUUAAUUGGCAAAGAAUGUGUACCACUAGAAAUGUCAAGCAUAAGAGAAUAUGACCCAUUCUUAAUCUCUGGUUCUAUGGUAAUCAAAGGUUUUGGUACUAUGUUAGUCACAGCCGUUGGUGAAAUUAUAAUAAUUUCAUUCAAUAGUAAACAAGUUAGCCAAAAUCAACAAAAAUGUUAA